Molecule: messenger RNA, 415 nt
Organism: Struthio camelus australis
Lineage: Eukaryota; Metazoa; Chordata; Aves; Struthioniformes; Struthionidae
Gene: FABP2
Product: fatty acid binding protein 2
Biological process (GO): fatty acid transport
Cellular component (GO): nucleus; cytosol
Molecular function (GO): long-chain fatty acid binding
Source: RefSeq, a predicted model, not a curated record
UCCUUCAGACAAAAAUAUGGCAUUUAAUGGUACUUGGGAAAUAGACAGAAAUGAAAACUAUGAAAAGUUCAUGGAGGCAAUGGGUAUCAAUAUAGUGAAAAGGAAGUUAGGAGCCCAUGAUAAUCUGAAGAUCGUUAUUCAGCAAGACGGAAACAAAUUUACUGUCAAAGAAUCAAGUAACUUCCGUUCCAUAGAAAUUGAAUUCACUCUUGGAGUCAGUUUUGAGUACAGUUUGGCUGAUGGGACUGUAUUAACUGGCUCUUGGAACAUAGAAGGAAAUAAACUUGCAGGAACAUUUACUAGAAAAGAUAAUGGCAAAUCACUCCUGGCAUUCAGAGAAAUCAUAGGUGAUGAACUUGUUCAGACCUAUAUAUAUGAAGGAGUUGAAGCCAAGAGAAUCUUCAAAAGGGGCUAA